UCCAGGCGAGCUCGGCGGAGAUCGGUGCUGAAGCGGGGCGGAUGGCAGGAAAAACAGCGGCGCUGGACACGAUAACACCGUGGGAUUCCCAUCCACCAUGCCUCUAAACAAGCGUCGCGACGCCGCGUUUUCACACCCAUCACUGUAGGACAGUGACAGGCCAGCGGGAAGAGAUGCUGUACAUUCGCCUCCUCCUCUUCUCUCACGCGUAGAAAGGAUCCUUUUCCGUUGAGGUCCUAGGAAGCCGACGGCAACAGAAGCAGAACGGGGAAGUGAGUGAAGGAACCCAGAGGAGAGACGUCCUUCCACCUCACCCCGUCUCUCGUGUUCUUUCCUGUGCUACAGGGUCAGGGAUGGUGACACCAGUAACCUCUCCUCCUCGCCGUGGUAAAAAGUACCCCAUCGCCUCGUUCCGUAGCUCCAGCGAGCCAAUCAGCCAGCACGCUCAGACACUCCACCAAUCAGUGAUUCUGUCAAGCAGCUUGCCACCACCCAGCAACCGAUUACCUCACGCCAUGACUGCUUUGUCUGACCUGUGUUUAAGAACUCGUUAAUUCAUGCCCCACAGUGUGAGUGGAGUGGAGAUGAGAAAAAGGCAGGCGGCUCACAUCGAGGCCCCACCCCAGGCCCCCGGACAGCCCCGACCGAACACCUGCUGCCUUUGCUGGUGUGGCUGCUGCAAGUGUCUUUGGAAUGAAGAUAGAAUUGAGAGGAGCGAACGGCAAACCUGCACCAAGAUGGGCAGUAUUGAAGCUGUUGAAGAACAACACCCCAGUUUAGAAGAGCUGCUGUCCUGGGCACGGAGCUUUGAGAUGAUGCUGCGCUCGCUGGAGGGCCGGGAGAUCUUCCGGGAGUUCCUGCGCUCCGAGUACAGCGAGGACAACCUGCUUUUCUGGUUGGCCUGCGAGGAGUUAAAAAAGGAGACGAACCCCUCAGUGGUGGAUGAGAAGGCCCGGAUUAUAUACGAAGAUUACGUCUCUAUAUUGUCGCCAAAAGAGGUGAGUCUGGACUCUCGGGUUAGAGAAGGAAUAAACCAGAGCUUAGCGGAGCCUAGCAACACCAUGUACGAGGAGGCCCAGCUCCAGAUCUACACCCUGAUGCACCGGGACUCCUUCCCCCGUUUCCUCAACUCCUCCGUUUACAGAGACCUCCUGGCCAGCAGGAGGCGCACCUGCCUUGACACCUAAACCUCCCCACCGUUCGUCAUUGCCAACGUACUCCAACGAGACUACUACUUAAAACUGCAAAUACUACUAUGGUGCCAGAAGUCAGGUUUGGGGGGGAAAAAAAAGUCUCGCUCUUGUUUUGAUGAAAAAAAAAAAAACUUAAAUAACAUCCAAGAUAGCUGGUUGGGUCUUUUUAUUUUCUUUUAUUUAUAUUUUUUAAGCAGUUUUUAUCCAGUUGUUCACUGGAGCUAGGUCGAGCUUUCGCUGGCUGCUUAUUGGUCAGUUUUAGACCAUUAUUUGCGGCCAGUGAUUGUUUUGCUAGCGAUUUGAGCAGUUUUGUUUGAUUUGAGUGGCCGACUCCACCUUAACAGCGACUGGUUGAAUCAGUCGACCCUGCGGCCGAGUGUUGGUUGAGCGUGGACAAGGACUCCUCAAGUGACGAGGACCCCGAGACGGAGAGUGACAUAAAGGACAAACCCACUGAUCCUGUACUGUAAUAUUUGAACCUCAUUUUACCUUCACUCUACUGCUCUGUCUUUACUCGUCAGUCUUUUCUGUUAUUUCUUUGUUUUUCGUUUGAAUUUCUUUUUGAUUUAUACCUCCUCACUGUCCAAACAUGACACCCAGUGGUUGGUGGGAAUGGGAGAAUCUUUGCCUUUUUAACCAGUUGAAGCAUCGGCUCUCUCUGCAUGCAGCUCUCUCUCUUUCUCUACUGUAGCUUGACAGUAUAAGCCGCGGACUGCAACCUUUUCUGAGAGAUAUUAAGGCUGGCUGCUCCUGACUAUGUAUGUUCAGUGAAGGGGUGGAAAAAAGGGUACAUCUCUGUCAGUUUUAAGCUUACUGCAGUUUUUAUUGAGAUGUAAAAGCUGCUUUCUCCAACCCUUCCUCUGUCCGUCCACGUGUUUUGUCCGAGCACUUUCCUUCAUCUAACUGGGAGAAGUAAGGGCUAGAAUUGGGGUUGGGCAGCUACUUCUAAUAUUAUAACUUAUAAACUUCUCUCUGCUGAGACAAAAAUAAAAAAUCACAAUGCCUUUAUGUGUAAAGGAAGGCAGCAGAAGUGCUGCUUCAGAUCUGCUGUGAAGCAACUACAGUCUGUCCAACAAUCCCUACCUCCCAUUCCUUUUUUUUAUUUUCUCCCUUUCCUCUGACCCGCUUUAAGAUCCCCACAGCCUGAGAAGCACAGGUGCCAAGUUUGGGCCAAAACCCAUAAUGGAAAAAAAAUACAAAAAGACACUUACAGUACAUUGUCUCAAUGAGUUUUGUGGGUAGAAAACAGUAGCAAUCUCCUUGCUACAAGUGAAAACAACCUGCUAUUAAACCUUGAAAGGCUUCAGUUUUUGAUAUUCUUGUCUUUGACGUAUCAGAUUUUAGUGGAUUGGAAAACUGGGUGCCAAAUGGGACUUCAAACUUCCAGUGAGGAGGAAUCGGAUUUCUACUAGCCUGUUUUUUAGAGCUUGGGGGAAGACGACCGGUCUAAUAAUGCUGAAAUAGGACUAUCCCAGGCUGUUAAUGAAAUCUGCAUAGUCUUGCUCCAAUCAAGCCUUUUCAGCUGAAACCAAAAGGGUUUAAGCAUGCUGUAGACAAGCAGAUGAUAGGAUGCUUGUGCUAAUCUUCCCUCCCACUGCCAGCCCUCAAACACUCUGGUCUGUUUUUUUCUAAACUAUCUUGGAAAGCAUGCAGUUAUAACGUGUGUGAGUGCGUGUGAGAUACAGUAAAACACCGAACAGGAAAAUAAAAGUUAAAUUGCCAAAUGUCAUGUAAUGUUUAGCAUAUAAAUGGACACUUUUUUUUUUUAUAUGUGAACGUUUUAACGGAUAGAUUGUGGUGAGCCUAUGGAUUUGCAGAAGGUGCAUGAGUGCAGCAUAUAAUAUGCAGUUUUAAUGCAAUGAGCCUCUGUGUCCAUUGAUUUGAUGAAUAUAUGUCCCACAUGAUCUGGUCGUUGGGUAGAGCAGUGCUAGACGUGUCAAAUAAACGCUGCUAAUUACUUGCAGAUACACAGAGGCAUCCAUGUUGCUGCCUUCUCUUGCUACCUGAAGUUCUUGUGCCAAUCUGGAUCUGCAUUGAAGUGAAAAGACAAUUAGUUCUGACUGAAGAGGAUCAGGCAUGGGCCAUUAAUAUAACCAUAUGUGGAAACAGUAUUAACACAAAAACAAAGAAAAAAAUGCGUAAAUCUGUCAUUGCUUUAGUUUUAAACAGAAUAAUUUCCCCUGCCGUGAAAAUAAGACGAGUAAGGCUGUAUGGUUUUAGGAAAACAUUCUUCAUGCUUCAGUUUAGAGCCAGAAUCUCUGUUAAAUUCCAUCUAAUGGAACAAAGACAACCCUAGAAAGGAAGAUGCAGUCCAUAGCGUUAGAAGCACCAUAGCCUACCAACUAUAGCAUGCAUACAUAUUGUCCUUUUCGAACUCGUCACUCAUCAUCAAGAGGAUAAUUUUUCAAUAUGUUGUUCAGCUGUAGAUAUUAUGUUCUGAUUGUGGCUGUAAGAAAAGAAAAUACCUGGAACUUUCAACCAUCACAUGGAUUUUGAAAGUCCAGCCUUUUUUAAAGUGGUUUUCCGGAGUAAUUUCACUUCCCCAGGGUUCCAUGUUCAGGGAUAAGAGGUUCAGGGCUGGGUAGGACUUUUUAAGGUUACCCUGGGGUUGUUAGGGGGCAGGGUCGAUAUGGAUUGUUUUAGCAGAAGCUUAAGUAUGGCAAAAACUGUGAUUGAAGUUUGAUAUUUCACACCUUCUGUGGCCCAAAAUCAACUUUUAUAAUGUUUUCUUUAAGGCGAGAAUGUAGCUUUUUAAAACACAAGUGUCUGCUCUGUUAUUCAUGAUAUUAUUGCUCAAUUGCCAAAGGUCUCUGUUGUUGAGAUGUCAGUUGUCAAUUACAGCCGACCUGCUUCACUAGCUAUCAGCUAACCAGUCAGUCAAGACUCGCUAUAACUAGAGGGACACCUGAUUCUCAGAACAUAACUUCUAGUCUCCUGCAUUAAAUAAAGAUAUAAUUUAGUCAGGUGAUAUCUAACAGCUCUUGUUUUGUUUUGGCUUCACUGUGUCUGUGCUUCAUGCUGUCAUGGUUGACAGGCCACAGAAGUUACAGUGAGGUAGGGACGGAAACUGAGCAGUAGAAAAAUUCCCCGGGAUUCCUUUUGGUUAGAUAGAUUUUGUUUUUUAUGCCGUGUGUGCACGAUAAAACUCCUGACAGCCAAACUCUAAUCUUAGCACAGGGAGUUUUGUUUUUUAUUCAGCCUACUGAGUGGCUGUGCUCAGCAGCCAGAGAAAGACUGGUUUGAUUAAUCUCUUUUAUACAACCCGAGAAAACUCCAGUCACCAUAUCUUUUUUUUCUAGUCCAUGCCAGUU
This is a messenger RNA of Cyprinodon tularosa, 4504 nucleotides long. It is a transcript of the gene rgs17, whose product is annotated as regulator of G protein signaling 17. Bases 558 to 1187 code for a protein of 209 amino acids. NCBI's taxonomy places the organism in Eukaryota, Metazoa, Chordata, Actinopteri, Cyprinodontiformes, Cyprinodontidae. The record is from RefSeq and is a predicted model, not a curated record. The transcript is spliced from 6 exons.